Molecule: messenger RNA, 659 nt
Organism: Budorcas taxicolor (takin)
Lineage: Eukaryota; Metazoa; Chordata; Mammalia; Artiodactyla; Bovidae
Gene: RAB6B
Product: RAB6B, member RAS oncogene family
Exons: 8
Coding region: 1-627 (208 amino acids)
Molecular function (GO): GTP binding; GTPase activity
Source: RefSeq, a predicted model, not a curated record
AUGUCCGCAGGGGGAGAUUUUGGAAACCCACUGAGAAAAUUCAAGUUGGUCUUCCUGGGGGAGCAGAGCGUCGGGAAGACAUCUCUGAUCACACGGUUCAUGUACGACAGCUUCGACAACACAUACCAGGCAACCAUUGGGAUUGACUUCUUGUCAAAAACCAUGUACUUGGAGGAUCGUACGGUGCGACUGCAGCUCUGGGACACAGCCGGCCAGGAGAGGUUCCGCAGCCUGAUCCCCAGCUAUAUCCGGGACUCCACGGUGGCCGUGGUGGUGUAUGACAUCACAAAUCUCAACUCCUUCCAGCAGACCUCUAAGUGGAUUGAUGAUGUCAGGACAGAGAGGGGCAGCGAUGUGAUCAUCAUGCUGGUGGGCAAUAAGACGGACCUGGCCGACAAGAGGCAGAUAACCAUAGAGGAGGGCGAGCAGCGUGCCAAAGAACUGAGCGUCAUGUUCAUCGAGACCAGUGCGAAGACUGGCUACAACGUGAAGCAGCUCUUCCGACGUGUGGCCUCCGCUCUGCCUGGAAUGGAGAAUGUCCAGGAGAAAAGCAAAGAAGGGAUGAUUGACAUCAAGCUGGACAAACCCCAGGAGCCCCCGGCCAGCGAGGGUGGCUGCUCCUGCUAAUGCAGCCUGACCCCGGCUUCCUUUGACACUAC